AUGCUCUUCGACUUCAGCCUACUCCAGCUGAUCGUCGCCUCGCAAGUGCUGAAGCACCGACCUGGUCAGGUCAUCUGUGCCAAGUUCCUCAAUUUCGAGCAAGAUGGCUCAACCAUCACUCGUCAGUCGACUUCUGUGUGCCCGCAUGACACGAAGAAAGAGGACGAUCGGUAAGCCGUUUUCGUAUGUAGAUUGUGGUGAACUGUAAACGUUAGGUUUAAGACACUUCUGGUUUACCUUGCUGCCAGGGCCGGGCGGGGACUUUUGGUCUGGGGACGGGGGUCCAAAAAAUCGGCACAGGUAGCAGCUACCUGUGCCGAUUUUUUGCGAAAAUUUUUUUUCCGAAAAUCCACAGGGAGGACCACGUUCAAUUUUUUUCAAAAAAUUUUUUUUUGGGGGGGGAGGGGGGGGAGGUACCUCCCCCGUCCCUCCCCCCUUCUAGCUCUUUUCUCACCUCUAAAGACAUGUAUCUCGAAUCAUCAGAAUAGCCAAAGCCUAACGAGAUGUUUUAGACUAAUGAAAAAGUAGCGGAAUAAAUCAAAAUGUUUUCUGUAAACUUGACGCUUACAGGGAAUCGACAAACUAAACGCAUUUUUUUGUUUUUUUAGCAAGUUCAAGCUCUCCAAAGAUGGUUUCACUGCCCUGAACUACGUCUUCUCUUUGAAGAACAUCGACAAUCUGUAUGUCUAUGGCAAGACAGACUCUGAGUGAGUUUUUAUUAUUUACUGCACAAUUAUUGUUGAAAAUAUCCGUCGGCUCUUGUUAAGUGGCUUAUAUGGGAUGAAAAAGCGUAAAAAGUAACCAAAAAGUAAUUUUUGAAAACUGCUAAUAGCUUAGGCUAGCGAGUUACAGUACUCUCUAUGCUUACUCUCUAUGUUUAAAAGUACUCUUAACCCUAUAACGGGUAAGUUGUUACAUAAGGCUAGGGCUAACUUUUAUUUUUUGUUAAAUUUACGUUUUUUAGGCAUUUGUUGGUAAACUUCGAUGAAGCUAAUGCAUUUUCUGACGUUCAUAUGGGAAAUACAAAGUUUUGGAUGGUUGGAGAUAUAGUUGUGUUUCAAGUAGCGACCCGUGACCUCAUGUUCUAUCUCAAUCAAAGAGCUCGGACGUAUUUUGAUAAAAACUUGAACCUUUACGAAGAAAAAGGAGUUGGAAGUAUCGAAAACGGAGAUCUUUGGUUUCCUGGUGGAAAAUGCAAGAAGUUCGAACAGAAUGGCAACAAAUUCAACUUGGUUGAGUCAAGCUGCUCCGAUCCAGACAAACUGCUUCUGUCGUUGGUAGGUUAAUUUUUAUAUCCUUGAUGAAAAAGCGUGAGAGGUUACCGGGAAAACUGUUUUCAAAAACUAUUAACUGGCCUGGGCUAGCGAGUUACAGUGCGCUCAAUAUUCUUGUUUCAAAAUUUGAAAAAAUUUGAAAAUAUUUUUUAAAGGUUCUAAAAGCAAAAAUUAUGACUAAUUUUUUUUAAUUAAAAUAUUGUUUGGCUAGCCGUCUUCUCAAGGCAAAAUGCCAAAAUAAAGUCGGCUGGAUUUGAAAUUUUUGUCUUCUGCGCGUCAGGCCAAGCUCAACGUCUUGGCAACGCUGAAUUGAUUUCUCAGUUCAUUUGUUUUGCUCAGGACAAAAGAGUAGGGCUAAAGGGGUUUUCUAUUUAAAUUCCUUGACCGCGAAUAUCUCGCUAGCCAAAAUCAUUUAAUAGUUUGAACAUGCUUUUUCUGGUAACUUUUUACAUUUUUUAAAAUUAUAUAUAUGUCUUGUUUUAAAGGCCAAGAUAUGUUUGAUGCAAUUUCCUUGUAAAUAAGUCAUCGUUGUUAGGACUACUGUAGACUUUUGUUGUUAUGUUUUGAAGUUUUAAAAUUUGAUUUUAGCCUGCAUUGAAAGAAAGCGGUGCCAAGUUGAAUGGGGAGCAAUCCAGUCCGAACAACUUUGCCAUAAUGUAUUAUGAGUAAGUGGUUUGUUAUCAGUUUAUGCCAUUGAAAGAGUUGGACAAAACUUUUCUGGUACUUUAGUCCAAAGCCCUAACCCAGAGCUCUAGCCCAAAGCCUUAGCCCAAAGCCUUAGCGUAGAGCCCUAGCUCAGAGCCUCAACCCAGAGCCCUAACCAGCCUUAGUCUGGUCCUCAACCUAAUAGUGAAUAUUUUUAGGCCGGAACCCACGACAACGACUGUUCCCACCACCACUCCCACAACCACCGAAGAACCCACUGUCGCACCUUCUGUUGCGACCGAAGAGACAACGUGAGUUUAUAAUUUGUGAAACAUUUGAUUUUUCCUUCUUGGGGUCUGUAGUUAAAAGUUACGCAAAGCCUUAAGCAUUUUUGAAUUUAAAAGUUGGAUUUUAUAUGAACUUGUCAAUGAUUUUAGGGUAACCGAAACUACUACUGAAGCUGAAGCCACUGAGUCGUCGGGACCAGAUUUUUGGCUAAUGUAAGUUUUGUUUUUGUAUUAUAAGUAUUGGGACACUUUUUAAUUGAAAAUGAAUGGAAAGUGUCCUACUACUUUAGUCUAGAAUGUUUGAAAAGAUGUCACUUUUGUCGGAUACUGACGACAAAAAUAAUGUCAUAUGUUUUUGUCUUGUAAAGUGAAUUGUUUCUGUUGUAUAAUAUUAACCUUAAUUUACGUGUUUUAGCAUUGUCAUUGGUGUCGUGUUGUUGGUGAGCUUAAUUGUUGGAUUGGUAGUAUUCUUUGUGUGCAAAAACAAAAAGAAGGGUGGUCCAAAGAGCACAACAAACACUGUCCAGGAGGCUCCUAAUGGUGGUGCAAAUGCUGGUGCGGGUAAUGCUGCUGGUGCAAAUGCUGGUGCUGGUAAUGCUGGUGGUGCAAAUGCUGGUGCUGGUAAUGCUGGUGGUGCAAAUGCUGGUGCUGGUAAUGCCGCUCCUGCUAAUGCUGGUGUUGCUAAUGCUGGUAAUGCUGGUGCUGCUAAUGCUGGUGCUGCGAAUCCUGAUGAAGAAGAGCAAGAAGAGGAAGAGCCAGAGGCCCCUCCUGCCGGACAACCACCAGCCCGAGCUCAGCCGCAAGCCGGAGCUCAGCCGCAAGCCGGAGGACAGCCAGCACGCCGCGCCGGUGCUAGACAGCAACAAACUGGAGGACAGCCGCGAGCUGGAAGACGAGGCCGCAAUCAAAGCCCAGCACCCGCUGCUGCUCCACAAUAA
Bursaphelenchus okinawaensis is the source of this 3144-nucleotide messenger RNA. Lineage: Eukaryota; Metazoa; Nematoda; Chromadorea; Rhabditida; Aphelenchoididae. The record is from the annotation of a GenBank genome assembly.